Messenger RNA from Labrus bergylta (ballan wrasse), 2503 nucleotides. RefSeq names its product KH domain containing, RNA binding, signal transduction associated 1a (gene khdrbs1a). Gene Ontology annotation, molecular function: poly(A) binding; mRNA binding. Gene Ontology annotation, cellular component: nucleus. The record is from RefSeq and is a predicted model, not a curated record. Lineage: Eukaryota; Metazoa; Chordata; Actinopteri; Labriformes; Labridae. Gene Ontology annotation, biological process: regulation of alternative mRNA splicing, via spliceosome.
CACACUCAAAUGCAGCUGCGCCAUUCCUCCUUUGUCCAUUGAACAGAGGGAUUCGGUUAGCAGAGGAGAAAACACCGGCUUUGCAACUUGACCAUUUAUUUAAACUCAUCCGAGACCCUGCGGUUUCUGUUAAGCUUACGAACAGGGCAAGGCUUCGUUCGUAAAUACAAAGAAAAGAAAAGAAGCAGCGCUAAAAAAAAAACCCCGGUUCAUCAACGUUAUGAGCCAAGCGAAUGGUAAUCAAAUCAAAUCUGAGUCAGUCAUAGAAUCAAGCCCAGCACAUCAGAAAAGCAACAUGGAAGAUACUAAAUACCUCCCGGAGCUCCUGGCUGAAAAGGACAGCUUGGAUUCAUCGUUCACCCACGCUAUGAAACUCAUUUCUGCAGAGAUCGAGAGGAUCGAAAAAGGUGAAACUAAAAAGGAGCCAGAGAAGGAAUCAUAUCUGGACCUAUUUGCCACAAAGAGCCACAAACUCAAAGAGCGAGUACUCAUUCCAACAAAGCAGUACCCCAGGGUCAAUUUUGUUGGUAAGCUUUUGGGACCACAGGGCAGCACAAUCAAGAGACUUCAGGAAGAGACUGGAGCCAAGAUUUCAGUGCUUGGAAAAGGGUCCAUGAGAGACAAGACAAAGGAAGAGGAGCUAAGGAAGGGUGGUGAGGCUAAAUACGCCCACCUGGCCAUGGAGCUGCAUGUGUUUAUUGAGGUGAUGGCCCCUAUACCAGAAGCUUAUAUGCGCAUGGCUCAUGCCAUGGAGGAGGUCAAGAAGUUCCUGAUUCCGGAGCCUGGUGAGCAUGACCCCUACAUGGACCCUCACUUCCUGAAUGGAUCCCAGGAUGGUUCAGGCAGAGGACGUGGUGGUCAGUAUGGAAGGGGCAGAGGUGGACCACCUGGUGCUGGAGGACCUAGGGGUAGAGGAAUGCCACGUGGUGGCCCUCGUGGAGCAAUGCGGGGUGGAGCGCCACGUGGAGGACCAGGAAGAGGCAGCGCUCCCAGAGGUGCACCUUCUGGCAGGGGUGGACCACCUUCUGCGCCUAAUAGAGGGGGGUCAAAUCCCCGCUCUAGAGCCCCUACAGCAGGUGCUCCAAGGAUGCUCCCCUCUGCAGCUAUGUCCCAUCAGCAGCACCAGGGUCCUCCAUCAGGAUCCCAGCCCAAGGCUGAGGGCUAUGAGGACUAUGCUCCUUAUGAAGAGUCCUAUGCUGAGCCUGCCUAUGAAGGAUAUGACAAUUAUUACAACCAGCAAUCUGCACCAGCUGACACUGAAUAUUAUGACUAUGGACAUGGAGAGGCCCAGGAACCUUCAUAUGAGCAGUAUGCUCAAGACGAGUGGGACAACUCAUGGUCCAACUCUGGGGCUGGAGGAAAGGCCCAAAUGUCCAGGCAGACAAAAGGAUCCUAUAGGGAGCAUCCAUAUGGAAGAUACUGAACGGCUACUGGUAGAGAGUUGCUAUGGCAACUGUCUUAAGAUUGUAACUCGCUGAACAUUUUUCAAAAGUAAUUUCCCUCUUGUUUGUUCACCUUUUUUAUGGUUUAUUUUAUUUUUUUAAACUCGUUAAAAUCGUUUUUUGAGAGGGGGGGGUGUAUCAUAGAGUGCCAGAAGUGGAACGUGAAAGGUUUUUCGUUGUUUACCUGUUUCCAUUUAAUGUUUGUUUCAGUUGCGUAGAUGGCAGUUAAGGUCCUAGUGACAUAAACCUAACAAAGGAACAAGAGCAAUGUUUUAGUGAUAUUUGAUGGUUAGCAUUUUAAGUUAAUUGUUACUGUAAAAAUGUGAUUGUGGCGAUAAACUCCUCUCACGUAGACUUGAUUUUUUUUAAAGUCCUCCAUUGUCAGGACACAAAUUAUGCAUAAUGCCUCAAUGUAAUUUUUCUAUAACUAGUUAACGAUCAAGUCACAAACUCAAAACACAACCCUGAGCAAUCUAGUUUUGAGAAGUCACAGAAUCUCCCAAAAUAUGAUUGACCUUUUUACAAAAAAAAAGAUUCUAUUUUUGCCACCCAUUACAAUUGGUAUGUUAUCUGUCCAAGUUAUACCUGCAAAAACGAAUUCAUGUCAAGCUCGAGGGAUUACAAUCCUUAUUGUGUGUGAGAAAAGCUGCAGCCAACUCAAUAUUUUGUACAUAAUCUUAGGACAACUGUGUAUGCUUUAAGCCGUGUCGUCUCUAAAAUGCAUAAUGCUUGUGUACCUUUGGCUAAAUAGGAUUCUUAAUAUAUCCCAAAAUGUCUUUCUGCAGUGCGUGUUUCAAUAAAGUUUCUAGUUUCUUUUUAACCAAUCUAAACAUGGUAUUUUGCCUUUGUUGUACCAAAGGAAUGCCCUCACUUUGUGAAAGUGGUCCUCCGAGGUUUCUCAACAAUCCUGAGAAAGCUGUAUGUAUACCCGUCAGCCUGGCAAAAAACGAAAACAGCAGUGUUUUUACAAUGACCUUAUCCACUACGUCUGUUUUCAAAACGUACCUUAAUGACACCUGUAAUGUCACCUUCAAAAACGAAUAAAGCUCAUCAUUCCUUGA